CUAGAAAAAGGAAAAUUAAAAAAAAAAAAUCGAAAAUCAUUUGGGAAAUCAACAAAUCAAUUAGGGUUUGAAAUUGAACACACACUCUCUCUCUCUAGCUUUUUCGUUCUAUAAGAUUCCGAGGUUCAAACCUUGGAAUUCAUGCUUCGUGUUCUCGAUCAUCAUGAUUCAAUAGCGGCGCUUCGAUGAAAACGAAGAAAUGUAUGAUUGGAUUGAGCUACAGAUCUGAAACUUUGGCUGUGAGUAUGUAUGAUGGAACAUAACAAUCGGGGAUUUUUGUUUGGGAUGUUUGCAUUGAGGUAUUGUCGAUGGAAAGUAGUGUAGGAAAGUCUGGUGGUGCUAAAAUUUCCAAGAAAACCAGAUCUUUGAAUCUUGAGAGUCUAUAUAAAUCUAGUGUUUUGAAGGAAGGGAAUAGCAAGGGAAAAAAUAGUGUAGGAAAUGAUGAGGUUAAGAAAAAGAAAAGGAAGAGUAGGAAAGAGUUGCCUUUGAGUAGUAUUCAGCCAGCUAGCAAGAAGAGUAAGAAGAGUUUAGAUGAAGUUUAUGCCGGUGGGGUCAGUUCGGGUGAUUUGGACAGGGCUUUGUUGGGUUUGAGAGGCAAGUUGAGUACCAGUAAUGGGUCAAAUGAUAUUUCACUUGGUUUGGAUGGCACUGGUAAUGUGUUUCGGAUCCCCAAGCGUCCACGAGGUUCUCGCAAGAAAUUUGAAAGCAAUCAGGUUUCUAAUCCAUCAGGACUCUCUAGUUCGGGUGAUCACAUCGCCAAGUCAAAUGGUGAGGCUAAGAUAAUUGUCGGCAACCAAGUUUUACAGCAAUCCGGUUCUUGUGAUAGUAAAGCCUGUUAUGUUAAUCAGGUGGUUAAGUUAAAUGGAGAUUCUGGAGGUGAAAUUGUUGACCCCAAGGUUUUGCAGAAGUCAGUUACUGAUGAUUAUAUGGGAAGUAGUGCAGAUAGGGUGAGUUCAAUUUGGCUUGCUAAGGAGGAAGAAAGUGAUGUGGUUGUAAAUAAUGGUGAUGCAUCUUGUGGGAAGUGCCGGACGAAGGUAAGUUCAGCUCGACAUACUAAGGAGGAAGAUGGUCACGUGGUUGUAAAUAUUGGCGAUGCAUCUUCUACAAAGUGCCGGAGCAAGGUGAGUUCAGCUCGACAUGAUAAGGAGGAAGAUAAAAAUGUGGUUGUAAAUAAUGGUGAUGCAUCUUCUACGAAGCACCGGAGCAAGGUGAGUUCAGCUCGACAUGCUAAGGAGGAAGAUGGUCACGUGGUUGUACAUAACAGUGAUGCAUCUAGUAGAAAGAGCCAGAGCAGUCUUAAGAAAAGAAAAGAUAUGUUGACACCAAUUAAUGAAACUGUCGCAAUGAAGGUGGGGUCUCCACUUGUUAAUUCAGUUAGUGAUAGCGAUGGUUUUCAGGAUGAUGAUGAUGAAGAGAAUCUCGAAGCAAAUGCUGCGAGGAUGCUCUCGUCUCGAUUUGAUCCGAGUUACACUGAGUUUUCUUCAAAAACCUCAUCAAGGUGUGUAAAUGGGUUGUCUUUCUUGAUCCGUUCUGGUCAGAACUUCGUUAGUCAAAGGGAAAAGUACUUAGCUGGCUCCACUUUGGCAUCAGUUGACUCUGCCAGCAGAGUUCUGAGACCUAGGAAACAGCAUAAUGAGAAGGGUCUCUCAAGCAAGCGGCGUCAUUUUUAUGAGAUUCUUUCUGUGGAUUUGGAUGCAUACUGGGUUUUGAACAGGAGGAUCAAGGUAUUUUGGCCAUUGGAUGAAAGUUGGUAUUACGGCCUUGUGAAUGAUUAUGAUUCAGAGAGAAAGCUUCAUCACAUUAAAUAUGAUGAUCGAGAUGAGGAAUGGGUUAACCUUCAGAACGAGAGAUUUAAACUUUUGCUUCUCCCCAGUGAAGUUCCUGGGAAGGCAGAGCCUGAAAAUUCUGCUAUCGGAGAUGAGGGAAAGAGAGGUUUAACUUCAGAUGAUGACAGCUACGUUGGGAGGUAUAUGGACUCAGAACCCAUCAUGUCAUGGCUGGCUCGUUCUUCUCAUCGAGUCAAAUCUUCUCCUGGUGCUUGGAAAAAACAGAAAACAUCCCAUCCAUCUCCUUACUUGGUUCCACCAUUGUUGUCUAAAAAAAUUGAAGACGCUCAUGUGGUUUUGGGUUUUGAGCAAAUAGAUACGAGUGCAGUAAAUGGUAUUUCUCCAUUUCCAGACAGAUCAAGUGAUGACAGAAAGGGUGAGAAGUCAGUGCUGGAAACCAGCACUAGCUCCAAAGGUAGCAAACCAGUUUUUGUUUAUUCCAGGAGGCAAUAUCACAAGAAAGACAGAGGAUUGAUUCGUUCAUCUGUAAGUGACAAUGCUUCUGAAAGUGUACCUGUAUCUGUUCCUUCUCUGGCCUCUGGUGUUUACACUUUCCAAACCUCAAAAGAAUGCAUGGUUUCUCUUGGGUGCUUCAACCCUGAUGAGCCUUUCUGGUCCAUCGAUGAUGAAGGCUUGUUAAAAUUAACUAUGCCAUUGAUGGAAGCCAAACGAUUUAGGUUUGAGUUAUGCUUAUCAGUUCCUCCUUUCCUGGAGUUUACUUUUGGAGUAGAGCAUUUUUGGUUGUUCCAAGCUGCACUGCUGCUUCGAUAUGGUACCGUUGUCUGUAUUUGGCCUAAGAUUCAUUUGGAGAUACUCUUUGUUGAUAAUAUUUUCGGUUUGAGGUUUUUCUUGUUUGAAGGUUCCUUGAAGCAGGCUGUAGCCUUUGUUUUCCUUGUCCUAACUAUAUUUCAUCAAUCUAACGAGCAGGGGAAGUAUGUUGACCUGCAAUUGCCUGUAACUUCGGUAAGGUUUACGCUCUCUUGUGUUCAAGAUUUUAGAAAGAAGCAUGUGUUUGCAAACUACAGCUUCGCCAAAGUGAAAUGUUCGAAGUGGUUGUGCUUAGAUCGGAAGCUCCAACAGCAUUGUUUGCUCACUGAGCAGCUACCUCUGUCUGAAUGUACAUAUGAUAACAUCAGGGCACGGGAAGGAGGAGGUAAACAGCUUGACACAACUUCUGUUGGUAUGAUCCCCUCCGCAUUUCAGGGUUUAUUGAAGAAGUCUGUGCAGAGUAUUAUGGCUGUGGGGUAUUUCAAAAAAUCAUGCUAUGUAAAUAUGAGUCGCUCUUCUUGUGAUUCUGAUCUGUUGCACAGAAAACUUCCUCCAUUUUCUAUUUCUUUUAAUGCUGCACCAACUUUCUUUCGUAGUCUGCAUCUUAAGCUGCUGAUGGAACAUAGUGUUGCUGGCGUCAGCCUUCAGGACCACGAUUCACUUGACUGUUCAGAAAGCAAUAGUCCGCCAAUUGCAGAUGAUCAGAGUCAAGUUGAGGUGCAUUACUCUGAAAUUGCACCAGAUAUCACUCCUGAGAGUAACUUGGAAACUUCGUUGAUGGAAGCUGCUUGUUCAGGAUGGUUUUCUAGUGCUGGACCGCACUUAAGGACUGAUUCCAGCAUGCAAUGGGGAACAAAGGCUGGAAUUGGUAAACAAAAAGUUAGUGGGAUUUCCACCUGGUCCUCAGAUCAUGGAAACAAUACAAAUGAUGCAAUUGUCCAAUCACGUAGUGGGGGAUGCAAUCGUCUGGAUACAAAGAAAAUUGCUACAUUGCAGCAGCCUGUAGUUCAUAAAGAUCAUACCUCCCCAAGUAUGUCUCCUGUCAAGUGCUAUUCUAGUUUGAAUGGCAUGAAGGUUGAUAUUCCCUCAUUUGACAAAAUUGAAAAGUCUGUUGAUGAAAGAACACGUAGUGCUCAACAGUCUUCGGACUUGGCUUGGAAUUCUAGUGAUGACGUUGUCUGCAGCCCCAACUCUAUUGGUGCUCGAAGUUUGUGGCAUCACAAUAUAAAUAGCCCAAGUUCUUCACCUUUUGAUGAUCUCUCGCAUGUAUGGCCUGAUGGGGCAACAGAUUUUAUCUGCAAUGGCUUUGGCAAUGGACCUAAGAAGCCACGGACGCAGGUCCACUAUGCAUUGCCUUUUGGAGGUUUCAAUCUUAGCUCAAAACAUAAUAUUGAUAACCAGAAAGGACUUCCUUACAAACGAAUUAGGAGAACUAAUGAGAAGAAGACCUCAGAUGGCUCCAGAGGUCCUCGAAGAAACUUGGAGUUGUUAGCUUGUGAUGCAAAUGUGUUGAUCACUCAUGGAGACAGGGGGUGGAGAGAAUGUGGCGCAUGUGUUUUCUUGGAACUUGCAGAUCAGAAUGAAUGGAAACUGGCUGUUAAACUUUCCGGGACUGCUAAAUACUCAUACAAAGUACAUCAUGUUUUGCAGCCUGGGUCAACAAACCGCUACACACAUGCCAUGAUGUGGAAGGGAGGAAAGGAUUGGGUACUGGAGUUCCCUGACAGGAGCCAGUGGAUGCUUUUUAAAGAGAUGCAUGAAGAAUGCUAUAAUCGGAACAUUCGCGCUGCUUCAGUGAAAAGUAUCCCCAUUCCUGGAGUUCGUCUGGUAGCGGAAUGUGGUGAUAGUGUGACAGAAAUGCCAUUUCUUCGUAGUUCUUCCAAGUACUUCCGACAGGUUGAAAAUGAUGUUGACAUGGCUAUGGAUGCAUCACGCAUCUUCUAUGACAUGGACAGCGAUGAUGAGCAAUGGAUUCUUAGUAGUCAGAAAUCUUCCCUUUCUCUUCAGAGCAAGUGCGAAGAUAUUUCUGAGGAUUUGUUUGAGAAGACUAUGGACAUGUUUGAGAAAGUUUCAUAUGCCCAACAGCGUGAUCACUUUACAUCAGAUGAAAUCAAAGAGCUCAUGGUUGGAUUUGGGCCCGUGGAAGUGAUCAAUAUCAUUUAUGAGCAUUGGCGGCUGAAGAGGCAGAGGAAGGGGAUGCCACUAAUCCGACAACUUCAGGUACCUUCCACUUUAUUGUCCUCUUUAUCCAAUUCCUUGCUUUAG
Molecule: messenger RNA, 4859 nt
Organism: Ilex paraguariensis (yerba mate)
Lineage: Eukaryota; Viridiplantae; Streptophyta; Magnoliopsida; Aquifoliales; Aquifoliaceae
Source: the annotation of a GenBank genome assembly